CUGAUGGUGUGAUGUCACACACACACACCUGUCAGCUGAUGGUGUGAUGUCACAGACACACACACCUGUCAGCUGAUGGUGUGAUGUCACACACACCUGUCAGCUGAUGGAUGAUGUCAACAGGAAAUAAAGUGACUGAGAAUCUUUAUUUUAAAAUAAAGUAUUUAUGUUUGUUUGUCAACACGUCGAUCAGGAUUCAAUAAUUUAAAAUCAAAUUAAAUCAAAUUAAAGAAAAUAGUUCUGUGCUUGUUGUUGUUGGGGUUCGUCCUCCGGUCCAGCAGGGAUCACUGUUGGCGGUCUCUGGGUCUCCGGUUCCGUCCCCCUCGGUUCGGUUCUGUUCCACUAAAGCAGGACAAUGUGCGCCGUGCAGCUGCUGCGGGUGUCGGUCCAUGAGCGGAUCAGCGCCGCCGCUGAAGACUUUCUGCUGCGGGUGGAAACAGCAGAAGAAGCGGCGGAACUCCCGGCGCUGAGAGCGCUGCUCACCGAGCGGCUAACGGCGGCUGCGGAGGAGAUCGUCGGUCUGUUGGAGGAAACCGUGGCGGAGUACGAAGACAGAGUGGAGCGGUCAGAGCGGGAGAUCUGCCGCCAGAGGAGGCUGCUCGAGGCCGUGCUGAAGCCCGAAGUGAAGCUGCACAGAGCAGAGUCUCUGCAGACGGUGAUCCUGACCCACACAGACCUGCAGCCUCCAGUCCGGACAGACCAGAACCAGACAGAAGCUGUCGACAGCAAUGCUUCCUGCCCGCUGACGCCUCGCUCUCCUUCGCCCGCCGACCACCCGCCCAUCUCACCGAGCAGCUCAGCCGUUUGCAGCGACGCCGAUCUGGACAGCGACUGGACCGAGCAGAGUCGAAGUCCGAGACCUCCGAGGAAAAACAAGAGAGGGCGGCCUCCGCUCGCUGGCAGGAACAAACGGAAGCGCUCGACUCCGGCUCAGAGUUUCAUCUGUCAGGUGUGCGGGCGCUCUCUGCAGGGGAAGGGCUUCCUGCUCAAACACGUCCUGCAGGUCUGCGCCAACGACCCGGACAGCCGCUGCGGUGUCUGCGGCGAACAUUUGGACUCUGCAGAUGACCUGACGGCUCACCUGCAGACGCACCAGAAGAAGAGUAAAACCUGCUCGUUUUGCGGAAAAACCUUCCAGUCCAUCCUGGCGCAGGAGCUGCAUGUGCGUCUGCACACUGGAGAGAAACCGUACAGCUGCGACGUCUGUGGCAAAAAGUUCAGCCAGAAGGGAAACCUGACGUCGCACAUUCGCAUCCACGCCGCAGAGAAACCUUUCAAGUGCAAAGAGUGCAGCCGGGCCUUCUGUCACAUGACCUCUUUGGAGCGGCACAUGCGGGAGCACAGCGGCGAGGAGCUGCAUGCCUGCAGCAUCUGCGGACAGGAGUUCACCAAGUCUCGCAGCCUGCGGCGACACAUGGCGACUCAUCAGAAAGACACCAUCGACAAGCCCAAGAGAUACCGCAGCUCGGCGCCGUCCUUCCACUGCAAAGUGUGCGGGGACGCCUUCGACAAGAGGACCUUCUUGGUAAAACACGUGGAGACUCACCUGCAGGAUCCGGACUGCUGCUGCGGACUCUGCGGACACCACUACGAGUCCCCCGCUAGCCUCGCGGCUCACCUGCACUCCCACCGUGAGAUCGGCAACACGUGCCAUGUCUGUGGGAAGUGCUUCCCGGCUCACGCAGCGCUGGAGAUGCACAUACGGAUCCACACCGGAGAGAAACCGUACAGCUGCAGCUUCUGCGGGAAAGCCUUCAACCAGAGCGGUAAUCUGAAGACGCACCUGAAGAUCCACACCGGGGAGCGCGCCUUCUCCUGCAGCCUCUGUGGGAAAGGCUUCACCCAGAAACAGACUCUGGACACUCAUGUCCGCUUCCACAACAAGGAGAGACGCUUCCUGUGUCAGGUCUGUGGGAAGGGCUUCAUGCAGGACGUGGACCUGAAGAGACACAUGCUGAUCCACACCGGAGAGAAACCAUAUAGUUGCAGGGUGUGCGGGAAGAGCUUCCAGGCCAAGCGAUCACUCAACGGACACCUCAAGGUCCACUCCACAGGGGGGGUGGAGCCAGACCUGGACCAGGCCGAGCAGCCGAGGAUGGACGCGCUCUACUCGGGCUUCAUGCAGCUGUUAUCAGUAGUAUUAGUAGUAUUGGUACUCUCGGUAUCGGUAGUGUAUCCUCCGGUCCAGCAGGUGGCAGGCUCCGUCUCUCCGUCUCUCUCCCCUCAGUGUGAACUCGGUGAUCCGGGUCAGAACCGCCUUGUUUUCCUUCCUGCUGGCCGGUGGACGGAGCUCUGGACCGGGAUGUCUCUGACAGAAGCCCCGCGGCGCUGCGGGCUGCGGACCCUGAUGGAGUCGGUGUCGGAGCAGCUGACCCGGGUCGUGGAGGAGAUCCUGGGGCUGGUAGAGAAGCGGAGCGGGGGCUGCGGACGCCGCCUGCUCCACCUGCUGCGGCUGCUGCUCACCGAGCGGCUGGCGGUGGCGGCGGAGCGGAUCGUCGGGCUGCUGGAGCGGGAGGUGGAGGAGUACCGGCGGCAGCUUGAGCGGCAGAGCCGGCUGCUGGAGGCCGUGCUGAGCCCGGUGGUCCGACUGACCCGGACAGACUCAGUCAAGGCGACCAGCGAAAACGAAAACCACCACCUGCUGUCGGAUGCUGACCCCGCCCACCUCCCCACAGCCCCGCCCACCUCCACCUCCUCAGGUGCGUCUGCUGCCGACAGCGAUGAUGACUGGAGGGGGAGUGACAACUCUUCCAGUCACAAACAGUCAAACAGGAUGGAUGGAGGACGGCGUGGAGGCGGUCGGAGACGGCGGGUGGCGGCGGUGCACCGCUGUGUCAGCUGUGGGAAGAGUUUCCGCCAUAAAGGGAAUCUGGUGAAACACGUGGAAACACACUCAGACGAUCCCGAGCGUCUCUGCGGAGUCUGCGGCGAACACUACGAGUCCUCCGAUGGUUUGGUCGACCAUCUCAGGUCUCACAGAGAAGCCGUCAGCGGUGGCAGGACAUGUGACAUCUGCGGGAGGACGUUUCAGAACAUGGAGACGCACAUGAGGAGCCACACCGGAGACAAACCGUUCAGCUGCGACAUCUGCACAAAAAGCUUCCCCCGACCCGGAGCGCUGAGGAGACACAGGAAGAUCCACAGCAGGAGUACGGCCGACAUCUGCCCGGUCUGUGGACUCACCUUCACCCAGAACCAGUUGCUCCAGGAUCACCUGAAGACCCACAAAGAAGACGAUGGAGACCAAAGCGAAGAGGACGACGAGGACGGUCAGUCAAAGAGCUCUGGACCGAAGACGUCUCAGUCGUCCUCACUCUGCUGCAGAGUCUGCGGUGACUCCUUCCACAGCCGAGGCUUCCUGAGGAAACAUGCUGAGACGCACAGCAGGGAGGCUCAGUGCGUCUGCGGCGUCUGCGGACAGCAGCUGGACUCACCUGACGGCCUGCUGACUCACCUGCAGUCUCACAGAGAGACCAGCGGGACUUGCAGCAUCUGUGGUAAAAGUUUCCAGAACAUGGAGACACACAUGCGAAGCCACACUGGGAUCAAGCCGUAUCGCUGCAGCGUCUGCAACAAACGCUUCCCCCGACCCGGAGCGCUGAGGCGCCACAAGAAGAUCCACGGCGGGGAGCGGCCAUACGCCUGUCAGCGCUGCGGGAAGACGUUCAUCGAGAACAGUGCCUUAAAGACUCACAGCCGGAGUCACUCGUGGGAGAUCCACAGCGAUGAGAGUCGGCCGGACUCCCAGAGCCUGGAGGAGGUGGAGAAAACCGAAGAGAACGCCAGGGUGUCGACUCCGGCAUCUCACUGCUGUAAAGUCUGUGGGGAGUCUUUUCAGAGUAAAGGUAGUUUGAGGAAACACGCCAAGAGUCACACGACAGAGUCCAUCUGCGGCGUCUGCGGCGAAGGUUUACCGCCAUCAGAGACCUUGACGGACCACCUGCAGACUCACAGGGACGCCGGGAAAAUCUGUCACAUCUGUGGUAAAACCUACCAGAACAUCGAGACUCAUAUGCGGAGUCACACCGGAGUGAAGCCGUACUGCUGCGCCGUCUGCGGUAAAUCCUUCCCGCGGCCCGGCGCCCUGCGUCGCCACAAGAGGAUCCACACCGGUGAACGGCCAUACAUCUGCGAGUUCUGCGGAAAGACGUUUAUCGAUAACGGUGCCCUGACGACGCACAUCAGGAAUCACACCGGAGACAAACCGGCCCAUCGGGUCUCCUGCGAGACCUGCGGGAAGAGCCUGGCAUCCGUCCAUGUCCUGGAGGUCCACAAGAGGAUCCACACGGGCGAGAAGCCGUUUCAGUGUCGCAUCUGCGGGAAAGCCUUCAGGCAGGUGGGAGGGCUGAACGCCCACAUGCUGACCCACACCGGGGAGAAGCCAUUCAGCUGCAGCCUCUGCAACAAGAGCUUCAGCACCAAAGGUUACCUGGAGACACACAUCCGCUUCCACAAGAAGGAGCGAGCCUUCAGUUGCCACCUAUGCUGGAAGGCGUUCGUCACCAAGAAUGACCUGAAGAAACACCUGCUGACGCACACUGGAGAGAAACCGUACAGCUGCCGCGUCUGCGGGAAGAGCUACCAGGAGAAACGCUCCAGAGACGUCCACAUGAAGGUUCACCUGGACGUCCGGAUCAGCAAGGAGCCAAUCAGGGAGCCAGACUUCAUACAGCUGUAGAGUUCAGACCGGUUCAGACUGACAUCAGCCUGAACAGCAGAGACACAAAAUCACCAAAAACUGAAGUUUUAUUCUCAAAACAGUUUCCAGAUGUUUAUUAAAAAAAAACACACACAAUGCUUUUCAUCAUUUCAUGAUCUGAUUAUUUUAACUUAGAUAAUUGAUAUGAUACUCAGAUAUGGACGGACUUGAUAUCGACAUUCAUCGACUGUGACGUCAUUCCUCGACUGUGACGUCAUUCAUCGACUCUGUGACGUCAUUAAUCGACUGUGACGUCGUUCAUCGACUGUGACGUCAUUCAUCGACUCUGUGACGUCAUUAAUCGACUGUGACGUCAUUCAUCGACUCUGUGACAUCAUUAAUCGACUGUGACGUCAUUCAUCGACUCUGUGACAUCAUUCAUCGACUCUGUGACGUCAUUCAUUGACUCUGUGACAUCACUCAUCGACUCUGUGACGUCAUUAAUCGACUGUGACGUCAUUCAUCGACUCUGUGACAUCAUUCAUCGACUCUGUGACGUCAUUCCUCGACUGUGACGUCAUUCAUCGACUCUGUGACGUCAUUCAUCGACUCUAUGACAUCAUUCAUCGACUCUGUGACGUCAUUAAUCGACUGUGACGUCGUUCAUCGACUGUGACGUUGUUCAUCGACUGUGACGUCAUUCAUCGACUGUGACGUCGUUCAUCGACUGUGACGUCGUUCAUUGACUGUGACGUCGUUCAUUGACUCUGUGACGUCACGACUCAGCUGCUGGUUUUGAAAAAUAAAAUUCACAAGGAAAAAAAAGUCUGAUUUCAGUCUAAGAUCCAUAAAAAGUUCUUGAAGUAGUUACACACGUGGACAAAAUUGUUGGUACACUUCGUUUAAUGAAACUCACAAUGGUCACAGAAAUAACUUCAAUCUGUAAAAAGUAAUAAAUAAAAAUUC
Larimichthys crocea (large yellow croaker) is the source of this 5605-nucleotide messenger RNA. RefSeq names its product zinc finger protein 845-like. Gene Ontology annotation, molecular function: DNA-binding transcription activator activity, RNA polymerase II-specific; RNA polymerase II cis-regulatory region sequence-specific DNA binding. NCBI's taxonomy places the organism in Eukaryota, Metazoa, Chordata, Actinopteri, Sciaenidae. The coding region runs from base 356 to 4678 and encodes 1440 amino acids. Gene Ontology annotation, cellular component: nucleus. The record is from RefSeq and is a predicted model, not a curated record. Gene Ontology annotation, biological process: regulation of transcription by RNA polymerase II. The transcript has 4 exons.